AUGAAGUACGCCAAUCUCCUCCUGGCCGCCCUUGCGGCGCCGAUCCAGGCUGCCUUCACAUGGAAGAAUGCCCGUAUCGGCGGCGGCGGCGGUUUCGUCCCCUCCAUCGUCUUCCACCCCAAGACCAAGGGCGUCGCCUACGCUAGGACUGAUAUUGGUGGUUUGUACCGCCUGAACGCCGACGACUCGUGGACCCCCGUCACGGAUGCCAACAACUUUGCGGAUGAUUCCCACUGGAACCGGUGGGGUGUCGAUGCCCUCGCUUUGGACCCCCAAGACCCUAACAAGGUCUUUAUCGUACUGGGCAUGUACACCAACAGCUGGGACCCGAACAAUGGUCAAGUCGCCCGCAGCUCUGACAAGGGAGCGACGUGGACUUUUGCCGACCUUCCCUUCAAGGUUGGUGGCAACAUGCCCAACAGAGGAACUGGAGAGCGUCUUGCCGUGGACCCCAAGAACUCCAACAUCCUCUACCUUGGCGCCCGAAGCGGUAACGGUCUCUGGAAGAGCACCAACGGAGGUGCUAGCUUCUCCAAAGUCUCUUCAUUCACUGGCGUCGGCACUUACCGCCCUGGCCCUGCCAGCGAUGAAUACAAUGGUGACAUCCAGGGCCUCACUUUCGUCACCUUUGACGAGACCUCUCCUGUUGUGAACGGUGCUACCUCUCGGAUAUUCGUCGGAACUGCCGACAACAUCACUGCCUCUGUCUAUGUCUCCAACGACGCCGGUGCUACCUGGAGCCCCGUCGCCGGGCAACCUGGCCGAUACUUCCCUCACAAGGGCAGGAUCCAACCUACUGAGAAGGCCCUCUACAUCAGCUAUUCCGACGGUACCGGUCCCUACGACGGCAGCUCUGGCGCUGUCUGGCGCUACGAUAUUACUGCUGGAACCUGGAAAGACAUCACCCCUGUUGCGCCUGGCCCCGAUCUGUACUUUGGCUUCGGUGGAUUGAGUGUUGACAUCCAGAAGCCUGGUACUCUCAUCGUUGCUACUCUCAACAGCUGGUGGCCCGAUGCCCAACUCUUUAGGUCCACUGAUUCCGGCACAACCUGGAAGAAGAUUUGGCAAUGGGGAGCCAACUCUGAGAUGGUGUUGGGUUACACCCAAAGCACACCCAAGGCCCCUUGGAUCAAGGCCAACUUCCUCGAUGUCGACACCAAGGAUCUCGGAUGGAUGAUUGAGUCCCUCGAGAUUGACCCUACCGACUCUAACCACUGGCUCUACGGAACCGGCCUCACCAUCUUCGGAGGCCGUGACCUUACCAACUGGGACACCGGCGCCAAGGUCACAAUCCAGUCCCUGGCAGACGGUAUCGAGGAGAUGUCCAUCCAAGACCUCGCCAGUGCGCCCGGUGGUUCUGAGCUUCUUGUCGCCAACUACGACAACAACGGUUUCACUUUCAAGACUCGCAGCAGCCUCGACACCUCGCCCGCAACGACCUGGAACAACCCCAUGUGGGCCAGCAGUGUUGGCGUUGAUUACGCUGGUAACAAGGUUGCCAACGUAGUCCGCGUCGGCAACACCGCAGGCACUCAGCAACUCGCCAUCAGCUCCGACGGCGGCGCGUCCUGGAACAUCAACUACGCCGCCGGCACCACCCAAUACGGCGGCCACGUCGCCUACUCCGCUGACGCCGACACCAUCCUCUGGUCGACGGCCACCCUCGGCGUCCAGCGCUCCCAGCACCAGGGUUCGCUGACUGUCGUUUCCAGCAUCCCCGCCGGUGCCGUCGUUGCCAGUGACAAGCGCAACAACACCGUCUUCUACGGUGGAUCCGGCUCCAGCUUCUACCGCUCCACCAACACCGGCUCCUCCUUCUCCACCGCCGGAUCUCUUCCUGGUGCCUCCGAGAUCCGCCACGUCGAGGCCCACCCAACCAAGGCCGGCGACGUCUGGGUUUCCACCAACGCAGGCAUCUUCCACAGCACUGACUAUGGCUCCUCCUUCACUCUGGUUUCCACAACUCUCACUAACACAAACAAGGUCGCUCUCGGCAAGGGCUCAGGCAGCAACUGGAACCUCUACGCCUUCGGUACCGGACCCGCCGGCAGACGCCUCUACGGCAGCUCGGACCUCGGCGCCUCCUGGGUGGACCUCCAGGGCUCCCAAAGCUUCGGCGCCAUUGACAGCGUCAAGCUCGCCGGAUCCGCCAACGAGGAGAACCUCGUUCACGUCGGCACCAACGGCCGCGGCGUCUUUUACGCAUCCGGAUCGAUUCCUUCUUCCGGUGGUGGUGGUGGGUCGACCUCUGCAACUCCGACAUCGACUAACAGGCCGUCAAGCAGCAGCGCAGUCUCGACUGUGAGGACAACAAGCACCUCUACCCUGGCGACUUCAACUGUCCGGACCAGCUCCGCCCCAGUUCCCUCGGCGACGAACCUUGCGAAGCAGUAUGAGCAGUGCGGAGGCCAGAACUGGACCGGACCCAAGCAGUGUGUCGCGCCGUAUACCUGCAUCAAGGCGAACGACUUUUACUCCCAGUGCUUGUAA
Messenger RNA from Colletotrichum truncatum, 2490 nucleotides. RefSeq names its product glycoside hydrolase family 74 protein. Gene Ontology annotation, cellular component: extracellular region. Gene Ontology annotation, molecular function: cellulose binding; protein binding. Gene Ontology annotation, biological process: xyloglucan metabolic process. Lineage: Eukaryota; Fungi; Ascomycota; Sordariomycetes; Glomerellales; Glomerellaceae. The record is from RefSeq and is a predicted model, not a curated record.